AUGGUGGACCAGGAGGCUAACAGCAUCUACAUGGAGCUGAUAGAGGAUUCCAUGACCGUCCGGAAACACAUUGCAGACACCCAGCAACAGUACCCUGAUGAUGCUGUGGAGAGACUGCAACCAUUAGCUGCUGAGAUAGGCAAACUACUUGGGAAAAUGCACAGCAAUAACAUUGUCCAUGGAGACCUGACAACAUCAAACAUGCUGUUGAAGGGCAUGCUUGAAGAUAGACAUGUCAUACUUAUUGACUUUGGUCUCAGUCAUUUUGAAAAUGUUUCUGAAGAUAAAGGUGUUGAUCUGUAUGUGCUAGAGAGAGCCUUACUGGUUAAUCAUCCAGGCACUGAAGACUUGUUUGACACUGUCUUAAAAUACUAUUCACAGACAAAUACAAAGGAGGCUGUUGAAGUCAUGAAAAAGUUGGAAGAAGUUCGAAUGAGAGGCCGAAGCCGCAUUCAUGGUUGGAUGAAUCUAAAGUUAUGUUUUGUCAGCACAGUUCUUGCAUUUUUCUGA
Molecule: messenger RNA, 510 nt
Organism: Haliotis rubra (blacklip abalone)
Lineage: Eukaryota; Metazoa; Mollusca; Gastropoda; Lepetellida; Haliotidae
Product: EKC/KEOPS complex subunit TP53RK-like
Biological process (GO): protein phosphorylation
Cellular component (GO): cytosol; nucleus; EKC/KEOPS complex
Molecular function (GO): protein serine/threonine kinase activity; ATP binding
Source: RefSeq, a predicted model, not a curated record